Molecule: messenger RNA, 234 nt
Organism: Penicillium verhagenii
Lineage: Eukaryota; Fungi; Ascomycota; Eurotiomycetes; Eurotiales; Aspergillaceae
Exons: 2
Coding region: 1-234 (77 amino acids)
Source: RefSeq, a predicted model, not a curated record
AUGCGCAACAAGGAUGCAGCAGCGAGCACGUCUGAUGAUAACCAGAUCAGCUCCAGAGAGUGGAUGAGCAACAAUGACUUGGCUGUUGUGGUGGAGGGCAGCGAGAAGCAGCUAGACUUACGAUCAACCCGGGUUGAUCAGCCAAAAGUCCGCGCCCUCUGGUGGAGCGCGUCUCCGGUAUAUAGUUAUUCCGGAGUAGAGGAGUUCUUCCGGAAUUUUGUUGCUCCGGCGUAG